AUUCUGGCUACUCUCAAACAGCAAGCAGCAGUAAGUUUAUUGGCUACUGCAGCUUAGAAGUACUAACCUCGUUGCCUAGCUCUCGCUGCCAAGUGCCAAGCUCUCAAACUAGUGCGCACCAUGGCGUGGCAAUUGCAGCAAACAAUGGCCACGAUGAGUACAUGCUUUCCGACGUCCUCGCCGGCAACGGUGCGCUGUGCCGCGGCGGCUCGGCGGUCUGCCAACUACGCUCCCAGCUCCUGGGAUUACGACUCCCUCCUCCAGCUCUCGCCCAACAAUGGCGGACAGGCAGAUCAAAUGAUGUCACAGGUCGAUAAGUUGAAGGCUGGCGUGAGGGAGCGGCUGGUGGCGGCGAGCCGAGGCGACCACCAAGCUGCGAAGCUCGGGCUUGUCGACACGGUGCAACGGCUCGGCAUCGCCUACCAUUUUGAGGAGGAGAUCGCCGGUAUCCUCAGCUCCGUCCACCACAAGCGUCACCGGUGCAACUGGGCCAGCGACCCCAGUGAUGUUGCUUCCGCGGCCUUGAGGUUCAGGUUGCUCAGGGAGAGUGGUUUCCC
Messenger RNA from Triticum aestivum (bread wheat), 557 nucleotides. RefSeq names its product beta-myrcene/(E)-beta-ocimene synthase 2, chloroplastic. The record is from RefSeq and is a predicted model, not a curated record. Gene Ontology annotation, biological process: terpenoid biosynthetic process. Lineage: Eukaryota; Viridiplantae; Streptophyta; Magnoliopsida; Poales; Poaceae. Gene Ontology annotation, molecular function: terpene synthase activity.